CUGCCACUCCAGACUGAAUGCAGACGGAGGGGGGAGUAGAGAGAGGAGAGAGAAAGAGAGAGGGAAGGAGAGAGCGUCCAGGCCUUGCCAAAUAAAGCCAUGGGGGCCUGGGCAGUGACGGCCCUUUCUACACUAUAAAUACGCUGCUCUUCUGCCGGUUCGGGUUUGGUGCCUGGAGCUCUGGACCAGCCCAGCUCAGGAGAUUCUCAUCCGCUCUCAGGCCCGUCACUAUGCCCCGGGUAGAUGCUGACCUCAAACUGGACUUCAAAGAUGUCCUUUUCAGACCAAAGAGGAGCAGUCUGAAGAGCAGGUCUGAGGUUGACCUGCAGAGGACCUUCACAUUCCGGAACUCAAAGCAGACGUACAAUGGCAUCCCGAUCAUCGCUGCUAACAUGGACACCACCGGCACUUUUGAGAUGGCACAGGUGCUCAGCAAGCACACUCUCUUCACAGCCAUCCAGAAGCACUACUCCCUGGAGGAGUGGAAGAGUUUUGCAGCCAGUCAUCCAGAGUGCCUUGAGCAUGUGGCGGCCAGCUCGGGCAGUGGAGCGGCGGAUCUGGAGAAACUGUGCAGCAUUCUGGAGGCCAUUCCUCUCAUCCAGUACAUCUGCCUGGACGUGGCCAAUGGCUACUCUGAACACUUUGUGGAGUUUGUAAAAAUAGUUCGGGAAAGGUUUCCAAAGCACACCAUCAUGGCGGGAAAUGUGGUGACAGGGGAGAUGGUGGAGGAACUCAUUCUGUCUGGAGCUGAUAUUAUUAAAGUGGGCAUUGGGCCAGGUUCUGUGUGCACCACACGCAUUAAGACUGGUGUGGGUUAUCCUCAGCUGAGCGCUGUUAUCGAGUGUGCCGACUCGGCCCAUGGACUGAAAGGACACAUCAUCUCUGACGGAGGCUGCAGUUGUCCUGGGGAUGUUGCUAAAGCUUUUGGCGCUGGGGCAGACUUUGUCAUGCUGGGAGGAAUGUUAGCGGGGCAUGAUCAGUGUGCUGGUGAAAUCAUUGAAAAAGACGGCAAGAAAUUCAAGCUGUUUUACGGGAUGAGUUCAGACAUCGCCAUGAAGAAGUAUGUUGGAGGGGUAGCAGAGUACAGGGCAUCAGAGGGCAGGACGGUCCAGGUGCCCUACAAAGGUGAUGUGGAAAACACCAUCAGGGACAUCUUGGGUGGCCUGCGGUCCACCUGCACAUAUGUAGGAGCUGCCAAACUCAAAGAACUGAGCCGCAGGACGACCUUCAUCAGAGUCACACAGCAGUCUAGCCAAAUGUUCACCUAGUCAUGCACGCUAAAAACAUGUACGCUCACAAUUACAGAUUCACAAGUUAAGUAAGAGUUGAACUGAAAAUAAUUCUGUGAAUUUGGACGCACUGUCCCUUUAAAUGGCAGUCCAGAGAUAUAAACGAAAAAUUAAAGAUGUUCAUAAACAUA
Molecule: messenger RNA, 1420 nt
Organism: Cyprinus carpio (common carp)
Lineage: Eukaryota; Metazoa; Chordata; Actinopteri; Cypriniformes; Cyprinidae
Gene: gmpr
Product: guanosine monophosphate reductase
Biological process (GO): nucleotide metabolic process
Cellular component (GO): GMP reductase complex
Molecular function (GO): GMP reductase activity
Source: RefSeq, a predicted model, not a curated record